Molecule: messenger RNA, 1140 nt
Organism: Anopheles maculipalpis
Lineage: Eukaryota; Metazoa; Arthropoda; Insecta; Diptera; Culicidae
Exons: 2
Coding region: 1-1140 (379 amino acids)
Source: RefSeq, a predicted model, not a curated record
AUGUUUCGUGGAAGUUGGAUUAUUAUUGUGACGCUUUUCGCAUCCCAUCUUAACUUGGCCGCUAGUAGCGGUAACGUGCCGGAAACUGUAGCCAUUCCUAAUGGUUGCCUAAAUGGAGCGUACAAUAAGGCGGGAACGUGUGUUUGCAACCCGGGCUUUCGUGAAUACCAGGGCAACUGCGUACGAGCAUCCAAUGCUCGAUCGAUCUGUCCACCAGGUUCGGUGAUGUGGAAUGGCAUUUGUAGAUCACAAAUUCUACCUCCGAUUCAGGACGUAGUUCCGGCCCAGGAAACGUACAUUGUCGUUCCUCCGUUGCGUGUUACGCUACCCAUUCCUCAGCAGCCGGAUCCACUCGAUCCGACCGACACGGAGGAAUCGUUUCCGGAUGAUGAGGAUGGCGAAGAGACAGGAGAUCCGGUGUAUACGCCACCGAUCCGAGAGCAAGACUUCAACAUCACCUACAAGCAAAUCGUCAACAAUCACAAUGUAAUUCACAAUGAAACAGUUCACAAUACGCACAACGUUAACAACGUGAUAGUUACCAUAAGUCGAAAAAAUUUAAACGGAGCUUUCAGAACGGUCGUGAUAAGAAACAAUGUAACAACCGUACACGAAGAACCACCGCGUGAGAAACAAUCUAACGAGACGGAUGUUUCUGGAAGUGAGGACUGCACGGAAAAGCCAACCACAACUACCGAAGAGCCAUCCGUCCAGAAUCUGCCCUGCUGUACGAUCGUUUCGCCAAGAGUUUGCCAGAAGCAGACGGACGAGUGGGUUUGCUUCCAUCGCAAGCAGUACGUCUGUAGUAAGGUUUGCACCGCGAAGGUAAUGUACUUAAGACCGAGGAAACCACGCUACCGACAUCCCUGGUUGAUAAUGCCACCUAUGACGAACUACUACGCCUACCGUGAUCGCUGCCAAAAGGGACAGUGUCCACCACCAGAUUGUUCCGGUUGUCUGCGAGGCCGAACUCGUUGCCAUCCGAUGUGCUACACGUACGACUGCAUGAAGGAUAAUAGCUGUACCUACAUCGAUCAGGAGCUGAUCUGUGGGGAGAAGUCGGGUCAGAUAUGUGCUUUGCUGGAGGAUCAAACGAUCAAUCUGCUGGUGCCACAAAACCAAACAAAACCUCUUCUUUAA